GAUGAAGAAGUGAACGAGAAUUCAGGCAGUUUCACCCAAGAGAUAGCAUCUUCUUUCUUCGUCUGUUCUGCUUUUUGUUCUGCUCCAAUCGCAUUCUCCUAUAUGUCUGCUGACUGCUGAGUGAUUCCAUGCCUAUUGUCUGUUUCUGCUGCAUUUCUGGAUAUGCCUACCACCUUAUUGUAACUGCAGCUCUCAAAGUAAAUAUAUCCAUCGUUUUAUGCUCAUUCUUACAUUUCGUAUUUUGGUUUCAGAAACACAAUAACAAUAACAAUAGUCUCAAUAUUCCAUUUUAGUUUUGAUUUUAUUUUUAGCUUUUCAAUUUGUCCAUUUGUUCACAACCUGGAUAACCUGUAUUUUAUAAUAAACCCAAUCAACCCACUUUAUUACAACCCAUAUUCACUCCAUAUUUACACCAUAUUUUCUAUCAUCUGGAAAUGGACACCAUCAAUGAAAACGAAACAAACAUCUCUGACACCAUAAAGCUAUCCAACAAAGACUUGAUAAAAAAUGACAGUAACAACCUUACAGAGAGCGACAACGACCUUAAUAACAAAGCAAAUAACAAAAACAAUAUCAAAGAUGACAAUGGUCUUCAAGAUCAAAAUAACAUUGAUAACAAUAAAAAUAAACCCACUAACAAAUUCACACUUAAAAACUCAAAGUCCUUUUUUAAAAGCAAAUUAAAGAACAAUGAGCAAAUCGCUGAUGAUAAUCAAAAAAAUAGUCUACUAAAAAAUCACAGCUCAAGUCCUUCUUUGGACUCUUUUCCAAUUUCAAAUUCUAGAAAAAAUAGUAUCACUUCAAGUAGAAAUAGUAUAAUAUCAAAUAACAACAAUAACAACAAUAGCAAUAAUAGCAAUAAUAACAAUCCCACACCUAAUAAUAACAUGGUAUCGAGAAAAAAUAGCUUUGAUUUUCCAAAUUUAUCUUUAUCAAAAAAAUCAAUGACUUUACCUGAUAUAUCUUUUAAAUUUAAAAACAUAAAUCUAAAUCAACAUAAUAUAAAUCUCAAAGACCAUAACAACCAGAAUACAUCUAUUCUAUUUUCCUAUCCAAAUGUCAAAAUCGUUAGCUUUAAUCCUUCUCUUUCUCCAAAACAAAAAAACAAAAAAAUUAAAUCAAUUAACAACAGCAACAAUAACAACAACAACAACAAAAACGCUAUUAAUACUACAAGCAGUAAUAGUAGCAUUACCAACAACAAUAACAAAUCCUCAAGCACAAUAAAGAAUCUCAAAAAUCUCAAAAGUAAACUUUAUAGUAACAAUAAUAAUUCUGUGUCAUCUCAUAAUCUGCCUCAGCACAAUUCUUCCAACUCCUCCAGCUCUUCUAAUUUUUUAUCAUCUAAUGGAAUUUUCCUGAUAUACAAAUUAAACUCGAAUAAUAAAAUAUAUUUUUCAUGUGAAAAUACUAAUAACCACAAUGAUCAGAAUAAAAACGAAAACGAAAACGAAAAUGAAAAUGAAAAGAUUAAUCAAGAUAUUGAUAUUUCUUUUUUCAUCUACCAUUUAUCCAAAAACUUGAAAGUUUUAAAAUUAAAUGAAAAUUCAUAUAUUCUAAUACUACCCAAUCCCGAAAGAUACUUGAAAUUAAUUUUUAAACAUUACUCAAAUACAAAAAAUACAAUCCAUAAUUCUGAUACCAUUUUCAAUCAUAUCAAUGAUUUAGAUCAAUUACUCAAAAAUCAUUGCUUAUUCAUUGAUUUAUCCAUCUCAAUUUCUACUUUAGAAUCUGAUAUCUCAUCUACCGAUAAAUCAUUUUCAACAUCUUUUGCCUCUGAUCAAUUAUCACAAUACGGACAAUCAAAAGAGUUUAAAGACUUCAAAGACUUUAAAGAUUUCAAGGAUUUCAAAGACUUAAACACUGAUCCUAUAACUAUUAACUCUCACCCUAAAAAAAUACAAGAAAAUCCACUACAAACACAAAAUAAUUCUAUUGACAAUAAUAAAAUCAAAUCUGUUCUUAAUAACAAUGACCGCAUAAUAGAAAAAUCUCCCCAAAAAACAUCUCCCACUUUUGAAGAAAAUAUCAAAAAAAAUAAAAAUGAAGGCUCAUAUUCUUCAUUUGAUGAACCCUCAACAAAAAGCAAUUCAUUAGAUGACUAUUUAAAAGACGAAAGAUCAAUUGACUCCAUCUUCCAAGAUGAAUCAAUAAAAGAAUCCCAAUUUGCUCAAAAUAUUUUUAAAAACCAAAAUUUAGACUCCAAUUAUCAGCAUAGAAAUUGCUUACAGGAUGUAUUUUUGAACAAUUUAUUUUUGCCAAAAAAUUCUCGCAUAAUAAGACCUUCUACUCAAGAAAAUUUAAAUAAUUAUAACAGAAAUCUGGCAACACAAAAAAAUGAUUCUAUUUUACAAAUCGAUUCUAUUGAAAAUAAUUCGCUUAAUGAUACUGAAAAAAAACAUAGCACUAUUUUAUCUAAUCCCAGAAAAUCUCAAAUAAGCCAGUUAUUUGAUCCAAACUAUUCUGGGUUUUUUGAUGCUAUGAUGAUUGGUAAUGAAAAUGAAAGAAAUAAAAAAUUAAACGAAAUUCUUGCAUUAAAUGAGAUCAACAAAACAAAACAACCUUUGACCCAAAUAAAGAUAGAUCAGAUAACUGAUGAUGCAUUUCUUUUUAAAACACCUGAAAACCAAUUAAGCAAAUUGAGAAAACUCUCUGAUUUAGGAAACCAGGAUUUUUUGACCAAUGGUGUUGAACACCAUAAAACUUCAAUAUCAAUGAGUCCAAUAAAGCUUAAUGGCCCUGAUCUCAGUUGUAAUGAUAAAGAUAAGUUUAAAAAUCAUCCUUUGAAUAUUUCUUUUAUAAAAAAAAAACUGUCUUCUUUGAUAAUUCCAGAUUCUAUAGUUAGGAAAAAUGAUAUCAAUACAUUAAACAGUCACUCCACAGAUAAUAAACUAAUGAGCCCAUCGCCAGUCUUUCAAUCUCAUUCAAAUAGCUCGUUGGAUUCAAUUUUAGAUGAAAUCGUGAAUGAGUCAGCAAGUGUUAAUUUAACUUCAGAAAAUGGAAAAGAAUAUAUUAAUCUUUGUGAUACCAAUCCCAAAUUUGCACUUGAUAUAAAUAAAAUUAUUAAUAAAAAUUCAUAUGAAAACUUUCUAACCUACAAAUAUGAGAAAAAUGCGUUUGAUAACAAGAAAGCACCUAAUAAUAAGAAAGACAGUCAUAUAUUUAAUUAUUAUGAAAAAAAUAGAUUUGGUUCAAACAAAAUUUCUCAAACAUAUAGCAUUAAAAGCUUCAUUACUGAACCUAUGUUUGAGUCAAACUGCGAGAAUUUUCCCGAGUUUCUGAAUAAAUAUAAGAGAAGAUAUAAUAUUGAAAGAACUAUUGAAAGCCUAAAGUCUCCAUACAAAAUCGACAAUAAAGAUAGGUUUGUUCAAAAAGCAGAAGAUAAAACGGAUCAAAAGCCCGACCAUAAAUAUGGAAAGACAUUAGGUUCCAUAUAUAGUGAAGAUGAAAAACUCAUUUUUGAUGCUUUUUCUCAGAAGUCAUUAGAAAUGGAUCCUGAUACAAAUUGGAUGGAUCCUUCGGAAAAUAUUUCAAAAGCAACUAUGGAGCCACGAAAAAAAGUUCCUCCUGAGCCAUCUCCUGCAAAAGAGCAGUCAAAAUCCGAAUUCAACGCUAAGCUAAAUAUUUUUAACUGGUCUUAUAAUAAUGAAAAAAACACCACCAUUAACAAAUAUUUAUCAUCUUUGAGACUUCCCGAGGAACUUGCAAAUGGAAAUAAAACAUAUAAUGGUGGUUUUGAAGAUCGAGAUAAAAGUUAUAAUAAAAGAUCAGCAAAUGAAAGAUUAUUACCAAAGAGGAGUAUUGCUUCAUUUAAUAAUUACCAUCAACAUCAUUUAAUUGAAGAUGAUGAUGAUAAGUCCUCAAUUGUAUCUGAGUUACCCAACUUUAUUUACAACAAUUUAAAUCGUCAACGUUUUGCCAGCUUUAAUUCUUAUCGACAUAAUUAUAGAGGAGCAAACUCUAGGUAUCCCACAAACCAAAAAAAUGAACCAACGACAGGUUUCGUUGGAAAAAUAAUUAAUUCAGUGCUUGGAAAGUGAUUUCUUUAUUAUUAUUAUUGUUUUUUUUUGUUUCUAGAUAAUUUUUGUUGCUCGUUUUGUCUUUGUCACUCAUGGUUACAUUUUUCGGUGUUUUCUUAAUUUCAAUUAAUCAUUUACCUUUCCUUAUAAUAUCGUCUAACUAUAAUUUUAUGUAUUUUAUCUUCUUUUGCAGGCAUUAAUUCAACUGAAGUGUGAAACUAUCACAUUAAAAUAACAUUAAUCUCAUCCAAUUCUACCAUGACUGGCGUAUUUAAAAAUUACGAAUGAAACUUCCAGAAAAAUAAAAUUAAACCCAUGAUA
This is a messenger RNA of Ascoidea rubescens DSM 1968, 4340 nucleotides long. RefSeq lists its product as uncharacterized. The record is from RefSeq and is a predicted model, not a curated record. The transcript has a single exon. NCBI's taxonomy places the organism in Eukaryota, Fungi, Ascomycota, Saccharomycetes, Ascoideales, Ascoideaceae. The coding region runs from base 435 to 4040 and encodes 1201 amino acids.